This is a messenger RNA of Suillus discolor, 1315 nucleotides long. Its product is annotated as mitochondrial carrier. NCBI's taxonomy places the organism in Eukaryota, Fungi, Basidiomycota, Agaricomycetes, Boletales, Suillaceae. The transcript is spliced from 8 exons. The record is from RefSeq and is a predicted model, not a curated record. Gene Ontology annotation, cellular component: mitochondrial inner membrane. Bases 219 to 1187 code for a protein of 322 amino acids. Gene Ontology annotation, biological process: mitochondrial phosphate ion transmembrane transport. Gene Ontology annotation, molecular function: phosphate transmembrane transporter activity.
GCAAUGACUUGGCAAUGACAGUCACUGAUCGAUUACGUUUGUCAUGACAGGUCCUGAGCUAGCGCUGAGCCACCCUCGAUAUCGAGGGGGAGAACACAAUUCAUGAAGAACAAGACACCUUGCAAUCCGAGGAUACCUACUAAUUAUAAUGUUGACGUCAUCAUCGCAAUUAAGUAGCUGUGCAGCGGCCAGCGCCCUGCUCCACCUUAUCAGACGCCAUGACGAGCAAAGGAAUGAAAACCCAUCAAGCCGCUGCUGCGAUCCCCCAGUUCACCUCAAAGGAUUACUUUUCUUUCUUCCUCGCAGGAGCACUAUGCUGCACGAUCACCCACGGUGCAAUGACGCCUGUCGACGUCGUGAAAACACGAAUUCAAAUUGAUCCUGCGUACAAGAAGCUGAACAUGUUGACCGGAACGCGUUAUGUUAUCGCGACAGAAGGUCCCAGAGCUCUCCUCACAGGUUUCGGCCCAACUGCAGUUGGUUAUCUUAUACAAGGAGGCGCAAAAUUCGCUGGUUACGAAUAUUGGAAGAAAAAGGCAGUCGAGUCUGUAGGUGGCCCGGAGGCGGCAGUCAAGUAUCGAACGGCAAUCUACCUUGGAUCAGCCAGUAUUGCUGAGUUUUUCGCAGAUAUCCUUCUGACACCUUUAGAAGCCACCCGGAUCCGUCUCGUGUCAGACAGAACUUACGCAACUGGACUUGUCACGGGUUUCACUCGUAUAGCGCGUGAGGGUGGCAUACGCGAGCUUUACGCAGGCUUUUUACCGAUUCUCUGCAAACAGAUACCUUACGCUAUCGGGCAAUUUACGGUGAACGAACUCUGUCACGAGAUUGUGUUUCGUUCAAUUUCCGAAGAGACUCGUCGCACACUAUCCAGUACCAGCAAAUUUGCAAUACAGCUCGGUAGCGGCGUCAUCGCAGGUUUUGCAGCAGCCAUUCUGAGUCAGCCAGCGGAUACCUUGCUUAGUCAGAUUAACAAGGGACAUGGACCAAAGGGCUCCAUGCCGCAUCGACUUGCAGUACUUGCUCGAGAGGCUGGUUUCCGCGGCCUUUUUGCUGGUCUCGGACCUAGAAUGAUCAUGACCGCGGGCCUUGUGUCAGGGCAGUUCUUACUGUAUGGUGCAAUAAAAGAAGCUUUGGGCGCACCCCCUGGUGUAGAGAUACACAAAGAAACUGGUGCUGUUGUUUGAUAGACACCAAGAUUCACUAGAAGGCAUCGCUUGUAUUUUCUAGAGUCACAGAAAUCCUUACAGUAGUACCAUACAUGGGUAGAACACCACCAUUUAUGCGGAUCUCCAGGCCAGAGCAGUGGUAGUAA